Xenopus laevis (African clawed frog) is the source of this 2098-nucleotide messenger RNA. RefSeq names its product ADP ribosylation factor 3 L homeolog (gene arf3.L). Gene Ontology annotation, molecular function: GTP binding; GTPase activity. The transcript is spliced from 5 exons. Bases 207 to 752 code for a protein of 181 amino acids. Gene Ontology annotation, cellular component: Golgi apparatus. Gene Ontology annotation, biological process: vesicle-mediated transport. The record is from RefSeq and is a predicted model, not a curated record. NCBI's taxonomy places the organism in Eukaryota, Metazoa, Chordata, Amphibia, Anura, Pipidae.
GAGAGUUCCCGUCAGUCCAUAGCACACACUGGUCCUUCGCUGUUGGAGAUAGCGCGAGAUUUGUUCUCGCUGCUUCCGGUCGGAGAGGACAGAGGAGUCGCUGAGGUAGGGAAGGAUUAAGAAGAAGAAGAAGAAGAGGAGGUCAGGAGGUGGAGACAGUUUGUAAGCCUGUAGACGUGUCACAAAAGCAUCUUUAGGAAAAUACCAUGGGGAACAUCUUUGGAAACCUCCUGAAGAGCCUGAUUGGGAAGAAGGAAAUGCGGAUACUCAUGGUGGGACUUGAUGCUGCAGGAAAGACCACCAUCUUGUACAAACUAAAGCUUGGAGAAAUUGUGACUACUAUACCCACCAUAGGCUUUAAUGUGGAGACAGUGGAGUACAAGAAUAUCAGCUUUACAGUAUGGGAUGUGGGCGGCCAAGACAAGAUUCGCCCACUUUGGAGGCAUUAUUUUCAGAACACUCAGGGAUUAAUAUUUGUGGUGGACAGCAAUGAUAGAGAGCGAGUGAAUGAGGCCCGUGAAGAACUGAUGAGGAUGCUGGCAGAAGAUGAGUUGAGAGAUGCAGUGUUGCUUGUUUUUGCAAACAAACAGGAUCUGCCAAAUGCUAUGAAUGCUGCAGAGAUAACAGACAAGCUGGGCCUUCAUUCUCUCCGCCACCGCAACUGGUACAUCCAAGCAACUUGCGCAACCAGUGGAGAUGGUCUGUAUGAAGGGCUGGACUGGCUAGCCAACCAACUGAAGAACAAGAAGUGAAGGCACCCGACUCUUCCUCCAACAUCCUUACUGUGCUUCCCCAGCCAAACCAGGUUGGGGUUGACUCCUGGUACAGACCACACAAUCCCUCCUGCUUCUCUUGGUUCCAAACUCGCUUUCGUUGCCGUUUUGGUUUGGGGUGUUUUAAUCGGGUGCCGUGUUUCUCCUGGUUCAUCAAUCUGCUGUUACUUGCUGUUUUCCUUGUUUCUUUGAAGAUAUUGGGUGGGAGCAGACAAGUGAGUGUUGGCAGUACAUGCCUGAGUAUUCUGCCCCCUGUAGACAGGGUCGGUUAGAGGAAAGGAAUGGGAGCAGUGCUGUUUUGUGUUUAUGUUGUGUGGAAGCUCCCUUUGCACAUAAUUGUGGGAAUGUGUUUGGCUUCUUGUAUUUGGUUUUAAAUCAUUUUAUUUACAGUACUUCAUCCAAGAUGGUUUAAAUAGUGAAAAAAGGAUCAUCACAUAUAAUAAUGUAUCCUCUCAGAAAGGAUACGAUAAGCUUGGGUUCUAAUAUUAUUUCAGAGGGAUGUGCAUUAGUGCAGGAGAGCAAUUUUAAUAGAUGACCAAACCACUGGGGAGCAGAAAGAGAAAUUUAAAGUGCAAUAAAGAAGUCAGAAUGGCAAUAUAUUCCUUCAGCUACAGAAGUGUAGGCAGGCUUUCCACCGGGAGAGGCACUCCUUGCUUGUACGUUUCACAAUACUUUAUUCCUUUGUCAGUGAGAAGUUUCUUCUGUGAGGCAAUGCUGUAUUGCGCAACAAGUAUGGAGGGAGUAAACCUCCCAGCAGCAAGGAUGCUUACACUUUGGGACUUGUAUGAUAUAAAAGAUCGUUUUUUUCCUGUGGCACCAGUAUUAAAGACUAAAAUAGUUAGUUUUGUCAUUCCAAUUUAAAAGAACAGUCUCCUGCAUGUACCAAAUGUUGAUUACAACACUUAUUUGCAUGAGUAAAUAAGAACUUUGGUUGAUCAGCACUAAAUUCCUAAUCCUAAAAUCUUAACACUUUGCCCUAGACACAAAUCGGUUUAUCGGGGAGAAGUGAGUUAUAUAGCAGCAAAAGAGUUGGGAGUGCUGAUCUACCUGAACUGAGGCCUAGCAUUGAUUUAGCACCUGGGCACAAUUUCACUGAAUACUGUAAAUAUUAAUAUAUCAUAGUGCUGUUUGUGAAGAUUCUCAUUCUUCCAGGUCAUGGUAUAUCUGUAGAAAUUCUGAAUUGAGAAAGCCAGUUGGGUGACUGGUGAAACGUCUUCAAGAAAAACACAGCAAGUCCAGUUGAUUUGACUUAUUUAUACAGAUAUAUCAGAGUUUCAAGUUGCUGCGUCGAACAAGUUAAUAAAAACGUAUUUUUUAAAAAAUAA